AUGUAUAAAGGCAGCUGGCAGAGCCGGAGAAGAUACAGGAGGAGGGGUCACCAGCAGAACCCUGGGUUCAGACAGCAUGGCUCCAGUGAGAGGUAUAACACGGGGCUACUGCAAAGCCCAGAGGAUUCUGGCCCUGGUGAUGACGAGUCCCCAUCAACCUCUUCAAGCACAGCUGUAAGCUCUUCGGUGCCAGAUCUACCAGGGUAUUACUUUGACCCUGAAAAGAAACGCUACUUUCGCUUGCUUCCUGGGCAUAACAACUGCAACCCUCUCACGAAGGAGAGCAUCCAGCAGAAGGAAAUGGAGAGGAAGAGACUGCAGCUGGUGGAAGAGGACAAGCAGAGAAAGAAAGUAGCCAGAAGGGGAUUUAAUGCGUCAUCUUUGCUACAUAAAAGACAGCUGGGUUUUCUUAACAACACCAGUUAUUCCCGUCUAGCCCACGAGCUGCGAGUGAGCUGCAUGCAGAAGAGAAAGGUCUGCAUCCAGAGCUCGGAUCCUUCUGCUUUGGCAAGUGACCAAUUUAACCUCAUACUGGCGAAUACCAACAAGGACCAGGUCUUCACAGUCAUCGAUGUCAAAGGUGGUGGCUCCAAGUACAGCAUCAUCAACCUCAGCCAUCUGCGGAUCCCGUCACCCACUGUGAGAAUGUAUGAAAACCUAUACUUCACCAACCGGAAGGUGAAUUCUGUGUGCUGGGCCUCACUGAAUCACUUGGAUUCCCAUAUUCUGCUGUGCCGCAUGGGAAUCGCAAACACUCCAGGCUGCGCCACUCUGCUCCCAGCUACACUGUUCGCCCAUAGUCACCCAGGUACAAGGCCCUUUUCCUUUGAAGACCAGCCUGGCGUGCUCUGCAGUUUCCGGAUUCCCACUGCCUGGUCCUGUGCGUGGUCCCUGAAUAUCCAAGCAAGUAACUGCUUUAGCACAGGCUUGUCUCGGCAGGUCCUGCUGACCAACGUGGUGACAGGACACCGGCAGUUAUUCAGGACCAGCAGCGAUGUCCUGGCCCAGCAGUUUGCUGUCUUGGCCCCUUUGCUAUUUAAUGGCUGUCGUUCCGGGGAGAUCUUUGCCAUUGAUCUGCGUUCUCAAAGUCGAGGCAAGGGUUGGGAGACCAUGCAUCUGUCCCAUGAUUCAGCGGUGACCUCUGUGCAGAUCCUCCAACAUGAGAGAUGCCUGAUGGCAUCUGACAUGUCUGGAAAGAUCAAGCUAUGGGACCUGAGGACCACUAAAUGUUUAAGGCAGUUUGAAGGUCAUGUGAAUGAGUACGCCUACCUGCCCCUGCAUGUGCACGAGGAAGAAGGACUCGUGAUGGCAGUGGGCCAAGACUGCUACACGAGAAUCUGGAGCCUCCAUGAUGCCCACCUGCUCAGAACCAUACCCUCCCCCUACCCGGCCUCCAAGGAGGACAUCCCCAGCGUGGCCUUCUCUUCUCGGCUCGGGGGCUUCCAGGGAGGGUCAGGGCUGCUCAUGGCUGUCAGGCAGGACCUCUAUUAUUUCUCCUACAACUGA
Orycteropus afer afer is the source of this 1506-nucleotide messenger RNA. NCBI's taxonomy places the organism in Eukaryota, Metazoa, Chordata, Mammalia, Tubulidentata, Orycteropodidae. The record is from RefSeq and is a predicted model, not a curated record.